AUGGCACCUAUCAACCCAGCAGCCGAUUUCUAUGACAACUUAGGAAUUAGAUACGAGAAGAGUUUCGGACAUGAUGAAGGCCUCAUAGCGUUCAUUACCGAGAGUCUGAAUCUUCUUCCUGCGAGCUCUGAUGCGACGGUCCUUGAUAUUGGCAGUGGAACUGGGGUUCCAACAUCCAGCCUCGUUGUGAGCAGUGGUCGCAAAUUAUAUGGAAUUGACUUUUCUCCCGUCAUGAUCGAAUUGAGCAAGCGACAAGUCCCUGGUGGAACUUUCCAGCUGACUAAUAUGCUUGACUUCUUCCCUAAAUCACCGUCUCAAUUUCAAGGCGCCUUUGCGAUAUUCUCCCUGUUUCAUUUCUCGCGAGAGGAAAUGGAAAUAGCGGCUGAAAAGAUGUCGGGGUGGAUUGCUCCCGGGGGCUAUAUUUUCAUCGGACCAUGGUAG
This is a messenger RNA of Botrytis fragariae, 441 nucleotides long. Its product is annotated as putative type 11 methyltransferase protein. NCBI's taxonomy places the organism in Eukaryota, Fungi, Ascomycota, Leotiomycetes, Helotiales, Sclerotiniaceae. The record is from RefSeq and is a predicted model, not a curated record. Bases 1 to 441 code for a protein of 146 amino acids. The transcript has a single exon.